This is a messenger RNA of Daucus carota subsp. sativus, 756 nucleotides long. RefSeq names its product maturase K-like. The transcript is spliced from 2 exons. Bases 1 to 681 code for a protein of 226 amino acids. NCBI's taxonomy places the organism in Eukaryota, Viridiplantae, Streptophyta, Magnoliopsida, Apiales, Apiaceae. The record is from RefSeq and is a predicted model, not a curated record. Gene Ontology annotation, biological process: mRNA processing. Gene Ontology annotation, cellular component: chloroplast.
AUGGCGACCACGGGAACUUUGGCUCGUAAACAUAAAAGUACUGUACGUGCUUUUUUGAAAAGAUCGGGCUCGGGGUUAUUGGAAGAAUUCUUUACGGCGGAAGAGCAAGUCCUAUAUAAUAAUUCCCUAUCUCUUCUGGGAUAUAUAUCAAGUGCGGGACUAAACCCUUCAAUGGUCCGCAGUCAAAUGUUAGAAAAUGCAUUUAUAAUUGAUAAUCCUAUUAAAAAGUUCGAUACUCUUGUUCCAAUUGUUCCUCUGAUUGGAUCAUUGGCUAAGGCGAGAUUUUGUAACGUAUUGGGGCACCCUAUUAGUAAGGCGGUUUGGACUGAUUUAUCAGGUUCUGAUAUUAUUGUCCGAUUUGGGCGUAUAUGCAGAAAUAUUUCUCAUUUUUUUAGUGGAUCCUCACAAAAAAAGAGUUUGUAUCGAAUAAAGUAUAUACUUCGGCUAUCUUGUGCUAGAACUUUGGCUCGUAAACAUAAAAGUACUGUACGUGCUUUUUUGAAAAGAUCGGGCUCGGGGUUAUUGGAAGAAUUCUUUACGGCGGAAGAGCAAGUCCUUUGUUUGAUCUUUCCAAGAGCUUCUUCCACUUCGCAUAGGUUAUACAGAAGGCGUAUUUGGUAUUUGGAUAUUAUUUGUAUCAAUGAUUUGGCCAGUCAUGAAUUGAAUGAUUCGUUAUUCUAAGUAAUGAAGAUAAAUAAUGAAGAGAUAACAAAUUCUUUUUCUGAAAUGUUGAUGUAGGAUGAAGUAAGGGUUAAA